Messenger RNA from Ornithodoros turicata, 768 nucleotides. RefSeq lists its product as uncharacterized. Gene Ontology annotation, biological process: DNA integration. Lineage: Eukaryota; Metazoa; Arthropoda; Arachnida; Ixodida; Argasidae. Gene Ontology annotation, molecular function: nucleic acid binding. The record is from RefSeq and is a predicted model, not a curated record. Bases 1 to 768 code for a protein of 255 amino acids. The transcript has a single exon.
AUGCCUGCCGCAAGUUCUGAUCGAUCACGUACUUCACGAGUUCCACGGAAGGAGGUGCGGCGCGCACAUGGGAAUCAGAAGAACGUACGAGGCCAUCCGCACAUCCGCACAAAGUAUUGUUGGCCCAAGGUCUUCAAAGACAUCAAGAAGUUUGUCCGUCAUUGCGAUUUGUGCCAGAGGUACAAGCAGUCGACGUUCUCUUCUGGACUACUGCAGCCGAUACCGGUGCAUGCCCAGUUCCAUACCGUGGGCUUGGACGUCAUCGGUCCAUUCCGGUCGUCACGCCGUUACAAGUUUGUCAUCGUUGCCACAGAUUACUUGACCAAAUUCGCCGAAGCCAAGCCGGUCAGAAACACCAUUCAAAACUUUAUUGAAAGACGUCUGGUCCUCAAGCACGGCUGCCGAGCGGUGAUAAUCGCUGAUCGUGAAACCCAGAUGAUGGCACGGUCAACUGAAUCGCUCCUCCGAGGCCGAGGGAUCAAGCCCAACCCGACCACAGCUUAUCGCCUUGCUGCUAAUGGACUUUGUGAACGCGCCAACAAGACCAUCAAGCAGAUGAUGACGCUGGUAACAGCGGGGGGAGAGAAGUUGGCAGACAUCUUCCGCCAUGUUACAUUUUGUUACAACACCAAGCACUACCAAACACAGAACCAAGAGUCCACCAAACAGUCUCCGUUCUUUCUUGUGUACGGGCGCAAUCGGGUGCUGCCCCUCGACGUUGUAUUUAACCGUGUAGCCUGUCGUAUUGCCUUAGGAGGCGUUCGGUAG